Quercus lobata is the source of this 1883-nucleotide messenger RNA. It is a transcript of the gene AT-HSFA5, whose product is annotated as winged-helix DNA-binding transcription factor family protein. Gene Ontology annotation, biological process: regulation of transcription by RNA polymerase II; cellular response to heat. NCBI's taxonomy places the organism in Eukaryota, Viridiplantae, Streptophyta, Magnoliopsida, Fagales, Fagaceae. Gene Ontology annotation, cellular component: nucleus. The record is from RefSeq and is a predicted model, not a curated record. The coding region runs from base 136 to 1602 and encodes 488 amino acids. Gene Ontology annotation, molecular function: RNA polymerase II cis-regulatory region sequence-specific DNA binding; DNA-binding transcription factor activity. The transcript has 3 exons.
AAAACCAAACCGUAGAGUUGAAGGAAAAAGAAGGAAAGCAAGCAGUAAGGAGAGUCAACAGGUCUAACUUAACGACCCCGCGGGUACAGCGUACAGCAUAGAAUAUUCAAUAUUCAAUAAUCCCUCCCGGAAAGGAUGGACGGAGCUCCAACGACUAGUGGAAGCGGAGGAGGUGGUGGUGGUCCGGCGCCGUUUCUGAUAAAGACGUACGAGAUGGUGGAUGACUCGACGACGGAUGAGAUCGUGUCGUGGAGCUCCAACAAGAAUAGCUUUGUCGUUUGGAAUCCUCCUGAGUUCGCCCGUCUCCUCCUCCCUACCUAUUUCAAGCACAACAACUUCUCCAGCUUCAUCCGCCAACUCAAUACCUAUGGAUUUCGGAAGAUUGAUCCUGAGAAAUGGGAGUUUGCUAAUGAAGAUUUCAUGAAAGAUCAAAAGCAUCUUCUUAAAAAUAUCCACCGCAGAAAACCUAUUCACAGUCAUAGUCACCCACAAGGUUCUAUGAUGGAUCCAGAGAGAGCAGCUUUUGAAGAAGAGAUAGAGAGGCUUGCACGUGAGAAAGCUUCACUCGAGGCAAAUAUUUUAAGGUCAAAACAGCAGCGGUCAGCUGCAAAGCUUCAGUUUGAAGACCUAAAGCAACGAGUGGAUAGUAUGGAGCAGAGGCAGGAGAGUUUGCUGACCUUCUUAGACAAGGCUCUUCAUGAUCCUACUUUUGCUGAAAUUCUCGCUCGGAAGAUUGAGUCUAUGGAUUUCUCAGCAUACAAUAAGAAAAGGCGACUGCCUCAAGUUGAUCAGUCACCACCUGUUAUGGAAAAUAGUUUUGUGGAUAACAAUAGCAGUUCUAGACCAGAGUUUGGGAAUGUGUUUCACCAAGACUUCUCAAGUAAGCUGAGAUUGGAAUUAUCACCCUCUGUUUCAGACAUUAACUUGGUUUCACAUAGUACACAGAGUUCCAAUGAAGAUGGAGAUAGUCCACAGAGGAAAAUAUCUGGAGAACCAAAAGGUGUGCAGAUGAGAACUGAAGGAUUUGUAUUUCCACCUGAAACAUUAGACCUUUCAGAUACAGGUGCAUCGUUUACUCUUAAAAUGGAUUCUACCUUCUCACGAAAAUUGCCAACCAAUGAAAACCCAAGGCUGCAGCACCCAUUGCAGCCAAGUUUGACAUCUAAUGAAGAAGGUGAUGGUCAUAUUUCCUGCCAUUUAAAUCUAACUCUGGCAUCUUCUCCAUUGCAAGUCAACAAAAGUCCUUAUUCAGCUAGGAUGCCCCAAGUAGCUGAGGAAACUGGCAAAUCUCCAAAUUCGAAGUCUAAUACCAAUAGUAAAGAAUCUGAUACUACAGAGUUUCCAAAGAGCAUAAAUCUUGCUGGUGACACAACUUUGUCAUCCUCUCAACGGGCUUCAAAUAACAAUCAAGUGCCUGCAGCUGCUCCAGUUAGAGUAAAUGACGUAUUUUGGGAGCAGUUCCUAACUGAAAGACCAGGUUGUUUGGACAAUGAAGAGGCAAGUUCUACAUAUAGGGCAAACCCAUAUGAUGAGCAAGAUGAUGGAAGAUCAAGCCUUGGAAUGUCUAGAAACGCUAAGAACAUGGAGCAGCUCACCCUUUGAGCAUUGAUCUUGUCAUAUGCCCGGUGUAAGGUUACUGAAGGCUUCUCCAUUCUUCCAUGCUUUGUAAGAUUCACAAUUGAUAAGUUACAUGGUAACUUGACCCGUUGUUGGUUUGAAUAAGUUCAUACCAAACUGCUAAAUGUUCUUGAUACAUGCUGGUUAUCAUCUAUGGCAGUGCCAUCGUCAUGAAAGGACUUCAUUUAUAGUGUGGCAUUGACACAUAAAAUGUAAAGACAAAAUAUUUGGUUGUAUAAUAUAGAUCUUAUACCUUUUUUAUUUUA